This is a messenger RNA of Aricia agestis (brown argus), 519 nucleotides long. RefSeq names its product allergen Tha p 1-like. The record is from RefSeq and is a predicted model, not a curated record. The coding region runs from base 129 to 503 and encodes 124 amino acids. The transcript is spliced from 4 exons. Lineage: Eukaryota; Metazoa; Arthropoda; Insecta; Lepidoptera; Lycaenidae.
AUCGACAAAAUAAUUUACUAAUGUAAUUUAGUAAACAAGUGCUCUAUCGCUUGACCUGUUGACUUGUUUUGAUACCACACUCAGGCAAAGUAAAAAAUUGGUAUUCGUCUGCUGAAUUGAAUAGAGCCAUGAAUUUCCUAAUCCUGCUCGCCCUUGCGUGCUGCGCGCUGGCGGCUCCGGACCGGUACAAAGUCAAGAUAUACGAAGACUACAACGCUGUUCCGUUGUCAGAGAUCGAGGGGAUCGUGGACUGUCUGGUGCACGAGGUAUCCUGUACACCAGUGAGGGAUGCUUAUCGCGCGGCGUACCCCGAAGUGAUGAUCAACGCUUGCCAAUACUGUACGGAGGAGCUGAAGCAAGGCGGAUACCACUUCUACAACCGCCUCAGCAAAGACCUGCCAAAGAAGUACGAGGAGUUACGUCACCAUUUCGACCCCGACAACAAGUAUUUUGACAACUUCUAUAGGGUUCUAGAACAGAGCGUUAACAAGAAUAAAGUUUGAAAGAAUAAAGUUUUGU